Messenger RNA from Crotalus tigris (Tiger rattlesnake), 8096 nucleotides. RefSeq names its product protein kinase AMP-activated non-catalytic subunit gamma 2 (gene PRKAG2). The record is from RefSeq and is a predicted model, not a curated record. The coding region runs from base 1948 to 3729 and encodes 593 amino acids. NCBI's taxonomy places the organism in Eukaryota, Metazoa, Chordata, Lepidosauria, Squamata, Viperidae. The transcript has 18 exons.
AGCACAGCUAAGGAAAAAGGGGGAAAAAAUGGCGGACUGCAUUGUUUGGUGACCCCCAUGAAAUGGUCGUUGGACCCCAAAUGGGGUCCCGACCACAGGUUGAGAACCGCUGGCCUAGACCCAUGCAUGAAAGUCUUUAAAGAACCAACACCUCAAAAUGGGCUCAAAAGCAAAGUGGCAAAAAUGCCACUCAGACAACAGUGGCUUAUGUGGGCCACCCUAAGGGCCCCUAAAACUUUCUGCUCUGCUGCAUUUCAUGCUAGCUGAAUAUUCUGCAUACUCUUAAAUGGAUAGUCCCAUUGCAGCAGUCAAAAAGGCUGAGAUGACCAGGUUAUCAGUGACUAAGAGCGUUUUGAGUGGCCAAAAAUAAACACCUCCAUCGAAUAAUGAGCAUCGUCUGUGAACAUCUGUUUAAAGGGAAACCAAUGUUCUUCUUUUGAAGAGAGCCACAAAAAUCGCAAUAUCCACCCUUGGGGGAAAAAAAACAAAAACGCGCGGGAGCAUUCUGGCCACCUUUGACCGCGGGCGCCUCCCGCAGAUUGUGCCAGCUGCGCAGCGGGCAGGCGUAUCUGGCGGCGGCGCGCCGUCCGCCGCGAUUUCCCUGUUCCAGACCAGCCAUACGGGGGGAGGGAAGCAUGGCUUCGUCCUCGCGGGUCACCCACCCAUGCCCAGUCCAGAGAUCUCCGGAGGACUUGGGGAAAGCGCUGGGUACACCGCCUACCCAGCACCUCCGGUGGAUUCCUUCCAGAUCUGGCCCCGCCGCCGGGCAAUACCCGGGACUCAGACCGGACAGCGCAUCGGCUAGGGCCGCCGAAGGGUGUCCUUCGAGGGGUUGUUUUGCGGAGGUUCGCGGAGGUCUCCGGCGGCCUUGGCCACAGGGAAGAGGCGCGGAAGGCGGCGAGGGGCGUGCGCGCGCGUUGUGACAGGGCUGGCCGGGAGAAAGUUGCCUUUUAUGAGCGUGCACUUCCUGUUAGCUGCCUCUCCGCCUCCUCGGCGGCUAGGAAUAUAUUUACACACACACAGGUUUGCACCUCCCUCUCUGGGCAGGGUUUCCUCGCUUUCCCCCUCGUUUCUUUUCCUCUUGUUUGUGCCGUGGCGGCUGUCAGAUUCACCUCUUGCACGCCGGAAAGCGGCUGGUGCAACCGCGGAGCCUCUGCGCGCUCCCUCCCGUGGCUGCCUGCCAGCUGCACCCGCUUGCCCGGGAAUCAGCCGACGUCUCAAGGAGGAUUGCAACGCCCUUGCCCCGCGCCCGCUGAAGAAAGGGGGCGCGCGAUUUGCAGCCUGGCCCUGCGGGGGCUCGGGCUGCGUUUGCACGCCCUCUUUGCAGCCUCUUUGCACGAGGCGCUUUCUGGCGCUUUCCGUGCGCGCGCGCCGACUCCAGGAAGAUGCCUGUCUGGAAACUUUAGUAGCUUUCCGGGAAAUUGUGGCGGAUUCUGGUUGUGCAGCAACCUCGGUGUCCCGCCAUUGGGAUCGCGUUCGUCCAGCCCGGGCAUCCAGGGGUCCAGCUGGCGGACGAUGAGCCGAGGCUCCUCUGGCCUCUUCUCUCACCCAUCUUUUGGCCUCCGAAGCCCGAGCAGCGGCCAGCAAACUUCCGCCGUUUUUUGAUAGCUUUCUGCUCACAUCCAACUCAGGGGGUCCGAGCUUUUGCAGGCGAGUGGAACUGGCCGUAGACAGACAGCCUCUGUUCGCAUCUCUGCGAUGGGAAGCACGGCCAUGGACGCCAAGAAGAAAGAUGCCUCGUCUGCUAAGAAGAAGGACGCCGGCCAGAAGCGACGCAUGUUGCGUGUUCACAUCCCCGUAAGUCUGCUUGCUGGCUGUGUUCACCGGACAGGGUUAGCUACUGUUCUCCGUUUGCUCCGUUCGCACGGCGUUCAGAUCCGCAAAGGGCUCUGCGCAGACCGCAGGCUAAAUCUGAUUGGCUAGUUGCUGGAUCUCAGUUCCUUUGCCAUGCCUUUCCUGGAUGGGGAUAUGGAUGGAUCUGAGAAACAUGCUUUGCGAAAGACAGACGACAGCUACAAUUCAGGGAGCCCUUCCAAAGGAAUCUUCUCAAAGGGGUUCCAGAACCGACCUUCCAGUCCAUCUUCUGCUCCCGUCAAGUCUAAACAUAGUCCAGGCUCACCCAAAACGGUGUUCCCCUUCCCGUACCAGGAAUCACCGCCUCGCUCCCCUCGACGCAUGAGCUUUAGUGGCAUUUUCAGAUCUUCUUCAAAAGACUCUUCCUCCUCUGGCUCUAACCCUUCCACCUCCCCCGGAGGAAUCAAGUUCUUCUCCAGAUCAAGAAAAACUUCUGGGCUUUCCUCUUCACCAUCAACUCCCACCCAGGGAGCCAAGCAGCCGGCAUUUCCGCUUGAAUGCUACAGACAGGAACCAGAGAGGCUAGAGACGCGGAUUCACACACCCUCUUCUCCUCCAGAUACUGGCCAAAGGUUUAGCCUGCCUCCAGGGCAGGGUAUUGCCAAGCCGCCGUCCCCAACACCUGUCUGUUGUGUUACCUCAAAAGUAGCAGGGCCACCUCAGUCCCCGGCCGCUUCCGAAGGGAUGCUGGAGAAACUGGAGCUCGAGGACGAAGUGAGGCUGAUAGCUGAUUUGCAAUUGACAGGAAAAGGAGGCAGCCAUCCUGAGUAUAGUAUGGUACUAAAAAAAGAGGCAAGCCAACAUUUAGUUGCUGGUCCACAGUUCUGCAAUAGCUCUGGGUACAUGCCAUCAAACCCUGCAGCUUUAUCGUUUUGUAAUGAAUCCAGACCCUUCUGCAUUUCUUCUGGUGUAAAUGGGCCUGUUGGUGAAUCAGAAAGUGAUAUCUACAUGCGAUUCAUGAAGUCACACAAGUGUUACGAUAUUGUUCCAACAAGCUCAAAGCUUGUGGUUUUUGACACUACACUACAGGUAAAGAAAGCUUUCUUUGCUUUAGUGGCAAAUGGUGUUCGAGCAGCUCCACUGUGGGAGAGUAAAAAACAAAGCUUUGUAGGAAUGUUAACAAUUACAGAUUUCAUUAAUAUACUGCAUAGAUACUACAAGUCUCCAAUGGUACAAAUCUAUGAACUAGAGGAGCACAAAAUUGAAACAUGGAGAGAGCUUUAUUUGCAAGAAACCUUUAAACCCUUAGUGAAUAUUUCACCAGAUGCAAGCCUUUUUGAUGCUGUAUAUUCACUGAUCAAAAACAAAAUCCACAGAUUACCAGUUAUUGAUCCUGUGAGUGGAAAUGCACUUUAUAUACUUACCCAUAAAAGAAUACUCAAGUUCCUCCAGCUUUUUGUGUCAGAAAUGCCAAAGCCUGCCUUCAUGAAGAAAAAUCUGGAUGAACUUGGAAUAGGAACUUACCAUAAUAUUGCCUUUAUACAUCCAGACACUCCUAUCAUUAAAGCCUUGAAUAUAUUUGUAGAUAGAAGAAUAUCAGCACUACCUGUUGUGGAUGAGUCAGGAAAAGUUGUAGAUAUUUAUUCCAAAUUUGAUGUUAUAAAUCUUGCUGCUGAAAAAACUUAUAAUAACUUAGAUAUCACAGUGACACAAGCUCUCCAACAUCGCUCUCAGUAUUUUGAAGGUGUUGUGAAAUGUAAUAAGCUGGAAACGCUGGAAACAAUUGUGGAUCGGAUAGUUAAAGCUGAGGUUCAUCGGUUGGUGGUUGUGAAUGAAACUGAUACUAUUGUUGGUAUCAUCUCCCUCUCUGACAUCCUCCAAGCAUUAGUGCUUACGCCAACAGGCGCCCGGCCAAAGGAGAGUGGAACUGAAUGACUGCUUUGAACAGAACUACCUUGGAAAGAAGAAUUCAAAUAUAGUGGCUGGGUCAUCUUUGCCUCAAGAACAUUGAUGGCAGUAGAGAAGAGUCAAGAGAUGAUGAGAAUGUGUGUGUAUUAGGCUAAGUGAUGGAUAGUCUAUUAUUUCCCAGUGACUGUCGCAAAACAAGCAGCAUGACAAAAAGCUUCUGUAUUCAAUGCAGGCUUGCAUUUCAACAUGUUUGCCAAAAGAUUUCACUUGAUGUCCAUCUCAAAUGCACUGAAAAAGAAUAGCAUUUAAUGUUAUGUUUUAAUCUGAUGCAAGUCACUGGUCAGCAACAGAUCUCCGACAUAAGGCAAGUGUAUGGCAUAUUCAUAUCAGAGUGCCUUAUGUCAAAAAGCCAACAAUAUGUCAUCACUGUUGCCCAUAGUAAAAGAACGUGUGAAACAAGAUACUAUUUGAACAUUCAAGUCGCUAAGCCUAAAACCAAAUCAAUUUCAGUUAUCGUUAGAUUUGUUCUAAAAGCUGUAAUUUAAAUAUCAGUAGAUUACUUUAAACUUUAAUUACAACUGUGUGUUUCUAAAUGUUACAUUCUGAACAGAGAUCGUAAAACAAAACUGAUUAAAAGCAGCUUUAUUUAUUUUUAUUUCUGCAAUUUUUACACAUCUUUGGUGGAUAGUUAAACUUCACCACAUUCAUUAAUAAAGCAUUGAUUCAUAUAUAAGAAGCAAAUUUCUUAUUACUGAAACAGGUGAUAGAAGCCAUCUUUACAGAUGCAUUACACAAAAGGUUGAGAAAUUGUUUAUUAAAUGUAUUGCCAUGCAACAUCUUUGUCCACAAAAGAGAAAUCAUAUAGUGGUAACAUAAAUGAAUGAAGUAUGUUGAAUUUAAAUGGCCAGAAGGUAAGAAUAUAGUGCUAGAAAUCUGUCUACUACUAAAACUCUUUCCUAUAAGCUUUAACUGGGUGAAAUGAUGCAUCAUAUGACAACAAUUUUUGAAUCAAGGUGCCUCAAAUAGUCUAACUCAAAUAGUCUAAGUGUGGAAAAUCUGGGGUCCAUGACUCCUGAGGAAGUGAGAUUAGAAGUUGUGGCUUUUUCAGCUCUGGUCACAGGAUGCUCAUUUUGAACAGUUCUAUCAAAUCUAUAACAGUUUCUCAGCUACUUUAAUAUUCCCAAUGGUUUAAAAAAAUAGAAAAUUUGAAGUCCAAAACACAUGGAAGCACAAUUUACCUGCGGAAAUAGUUCAUAAUUUUUUAAAAAUUAUCAGCACUAUUGGCUUUUUCUAAAAUAUUAAAUGAGGGAAAUUUGACAUUGCCUAACUGCAUAUUGUUAAAAACCUCUUGAAAGGCAGGCAGAUUUCAGAAGAGUUGCUCGGCUUUUAGAUUAACUUUUAAAAUUAUACAGACUAAAUAUGUAUACGGAUGGAAGAAGACAAUCUGGAAAAAGCACCCAUCUGCCCUGUUUGACCAUGCUCUUUAAAUAAAAGCAGAAUUCAAACUGAGGUGUGCAGAUGUACACAGUUUGCUGGCGAGAACAUUUUAUUCCACAAUGUAAUCUUUUUCAUAGGAGAAUUCUUCAAGCUCAUUUGCACUUGCCCAACUCCAACAUGCUUUUCUCAGGGUAUGAUGAGCUGAAGCGAGCACAGCAUUCAACUUGUCAACUAGUCUGUUUCUGCUCCUUUCCUCAUGACACCAAUCAUUUGCCAUUGCUUUUUUCUCCAGCAAGCAUCACUUUCUUGGUCAUUCAGCAUUAACUCAGCAAAUAUGUGCGUAACUUUUUUUUCUUACUGUUAACUGUUUUUGCCAUUUUUAUGCCCAUUCUAGGCAGAUCCUUCAAUGCAGAUCUCUUCAAUCUCUCCUUUAAAAAAAAUAGUACCUUGGUUUCAGUAUAAACAGAAUGCCUAAAAUUUUUAGGCUGAUGUCUUUCAAAUUUAUCCUCUAUUAUAUGAUUGGGUUCUUUCAAACAUUAUAUAAAUAAUCUGGCAAGUACUAAAAAUCUAACAUUCUAUACUAUGCUGCAGUAUUUCUCAACCUUGAUAAUUUUCACAUGUGUGGGUUCAGUUCCCAGAGUUCUUUGGGAGGAUGACUAGGGAAUUCUGGUAGUUGAAGUCCACAUAUCUUAAAAAUCGCCAAUAUUGAGAAAUUUGAAUUUACAAUUAAGUAGAAACCAAUCCCAGCAAGCAAUUCAAACAUGACUGUAUUUUCAGCACAUGAAUGGUUCAUUCAUUGAAUCAAGACUGAAAAUAUGUUUUUUAUCAACAGAGCCUACAUUUGUUCUCCCCCUGGUGUGUACGAUCAAGAUACAAUACACACCCGCAUGCAGUAAAGAGAAAGGCUGUAAAACUACCAUUAUUAAAAGAAACAUGAGAAGCAGGGUCGGUUUAUGAAGGGGUCGCAGCCAGAUUAAAAUUCCCGGUUUGCUGAAUGUCUGCCUGCCAGCUGCAUUCUGCUUACUCUGCAUCGCACCCACUCCGGCUUCAGCUGCUAACUGAGCAUGCGCCUGGUUUUUAAUUUCUUUAUUUAAAAUAGUUGGAACUUGCUGAGCAGAGUAUGCAACUCGCCGAGCAGAAAACCCAGUGCGAUGGUCGCCGAGGGAAGAAAAACAGCUGCGUCCUUCUCCCGCAUGCAGACCUUUGCAAGCCGGAUCAAGGGGAGUCCCCUCCGUUCCUCAGUAUCUUGAGACCUGGAGGCCAGAAGUCUCGACGCUGGGUGCACGUGGAACCACCGCUAGAUGGCAAUAAAGCGGUUCGGAAACAAACCUGCGGCUGUGGGCGAGAGAAAAGUAUGUGCGUACACGUGGAGGAAGAAAAUAGAGAAAAGUAGGCUGCUUACAGAGAUUGGGUGUAAAGGAAGAGACAUACGUGUAGCCACGUUCUCACUUCUGUUAUUUAUUUUUUUUUUGUCCAAUGUUUCUCAGCUUGACGGAUUGAAGAUACCUGAAUAAACUCCCAGAGUUCCCCAGCCGUAGCAGGCUGGUUGGGAGUUUCUGGGAAUUGAAGUCCCCAUAUCUUAACAUUACUACAGUUGAGAAACACUGAUCUAAAGGUAAACAAGUAUAUUACCCAGCACAGCAUAUCGCAAAUCACAUUGCUUCAACUAUUUCUACAUGAAGAUCAAAAUCUACAAGUUGGUGCUUUGUUGUCAUCCAGGAACUGGCCCUUUUUACAUUGAUCUUGCAAAUUUUGACCCCGUUUUUCAGAGUUGAUUUGAUCUGUCCCUGGAGCUUUGAUCUAAUCAGCUGGAAUUUCUACAGCUCUACAGAUGUUGUAAUUUUCCAGGGUUGUGAACUCUUAAAUUCCAUUCCAGGAUCUCUAUAGGUUAUGGCCAAGAUGGUGACCACAAUGGUGCAAUCAAAGCUGCUCCCAUUUUUACAUGCAUUUUUUUAAUCCGCGUGUGCAGAGCUUUGAUUGCACUAUUGUGACUGACGUCUUGAUUUUUUUUUUUUGACUGUGUCUUCUAGGCACUCCUACUCUUUGCCCACAAUUCUUUCUCCACUGCCCUCAAAGAUGUGCAACAACCUCUUCAUGCAGCUUGCCUCUUUCUGUAUGCAUUGAUUGGAAUAUAUUCCCAACCUCUGUAGCCCAUGUGUCACAGCAAUAGGAACUAGGAUCUCUGCUAUUGGAGAAAGCCCCUCAUUGCUCACAGAAACUUGCAAAUGGCCCUUUAUUUUUUACCAGAAGACAAUACCAACUGCUGUUAUAUUCACUUGAUCCACCAGGACCAGAAGGCAGGGUAUGUUCCGGAUCCCAUCGAUUAGGGAUUUAUGUCUGAUGGGACUGCAAAAAUGGACCUUCUGGGUGAUGACCCUUUCCCUAUGAAAGAUCAUUCCACCUGAGGAACAGUUGGCUCCCACUGUGUUUGUUUGCUUGUUUAUUUUACCACAGGGUAACUGGGGAACUUACAAUAUUGAAAAGAUAAAGCUAUACAAAUAAAAAUACUAUAAAUGUGUAAUACUAAAUGUUGCUUUUCCAAAAGGCCCUAAAAUGUACUUUGGUCAGCAGUAUGAGAGACCAUAUCUAGAGAUAUCUGGUUGAUUUAAUUAUGUGGCUGCAAUUUUUAACAGGCUUUUAUAUUGUGAUUUUUAAUGUUAUUUGGAGUCAUUUAUGUGUGAGCUAUUUGGAGUCAGUUGGAUGGCCAUAUAAAUUAGUUUAAUUUACCUGAUUAGAUAUUGCAAUACCUUGAAGUGGGAGUAGGAGAUGACCAGGCUGAAUCCCAGGGCAGGGUCAAAUUUAUCAUUCUGGAGCCUCUAUGCCCCUGAAAGAGACCUAUGUCCAGCCACUCCUGAAUUUUUUUGACUCUUAUCUGGCGCCAAUUUGCUUUGACUGUUAGUAGAUUAGAUUCUCGUGUAUAGUUGUAUGGAAUAAACUCGCAGAGCUUUUGAACUCUA